AUGAAACCAGCCUCAAAGAUUAUUGGCGUGUUUUUAGCGCUUGUGGUUUUGUUGCAAAUUUAUAGUGUUGUUGAAGGUAAACUCACCACUUUUACUUUUGAAAAACAAUCAUUGAAUCAUCAAUGGAUUUGGUUGGAUUCAUUUGUUUUUGAUAACAUGGGUAUGAAGGAACCAGGUUAUAUUACUUGGCAAUUAAAUAAUAUUAAGAAACAAGAUCCAACUGCUCUUAAAAAUCUCUAUGUUUCGUUAUAUGAUGAUGAAUCUGGUUAUUGGCCAGCCUUGCAAAAUUAUAUUAAUUCAAACAAUGGAAAGGUUAAUUGCACACAUCUGAGAAAGUUUGCUAAACAAACAUUCCCACUUGAUACUUAUCCUGAAUUUAGUAUUUUGAUUGAUGAAUCAGCUAGUAUUCACACAUGGUAUAUGGCUUUGGAUGCUUGUGAAAGAGAAGUUACAGAUUCUGGUCCAGAAUAUAUUGAAUUGGAUUUCAAAUGGACUAAUCCAGGUGGUUUCUUUACUAAGCAAUUCUCUAAGGAUAGACAAGGUAUUCUUGAAGUUCAUAUUGCUUUUGUUCCAUUUUAUACAAUUAUGGUAUUUGCUUAUAUUAUUUCAAUUGUUCAAUUGAUUAGACACAAAUCAUUCCAUUUAAUUAUUAGAGUUUUUUAUUCAAGUUUAGUUGUUUAUUGGUUGGGUAGAGUUGUUGAAAUGAUUCACUUGUUUGUUUAUGGAGCUGAUGGUGUUGGUAUUCCAUUCUUUGAUGAUUUGGCAGUUGGUCUUAAAUUAUUAGGUGACUUUUUAAUGUUAGUCUUGUUAUAUUUACUUGCUUCUGGUUGGACUAUUACUACUUCAUAUAUUCGUUACUUUAAACAAACUGUUGGUGUUUGGAUUUUCUUUGGUGUUUUCUAUAUUGCUUUAUAUGCUUGGGCUCAAAUUGAAUUAAUAUUUGUUGUUAAUACUGAAGAUUAUAUUUAUGAUACUAUUCCAGGUAUUAUUAUUAGUGUUAUGAGAAUUCCUGCUAUGGCUUUCUUUAUCUUUGUUUUAUUCAAGACUCAUCAAGAAGAAACUAACAAAUUGAAGAAGGUAUUCUAUAAGGUUAUUGGUUUAUUAUAUAGUUUAUGGUUCAUUAGUUUACCACUCAUUGUUUCAAUUUCAUUUGCUAUUCCAGUUUCACAUAGAGCUAAAUGGAUUGAAGGUUUAUCUCUUUCAAUUGACUUGAUUUCAUAUCUUGUCAUGUUCAUUGCUUUGUGGUAUCAAUUGGCAAGAAAGUACUUCCAAUUAUCUACAGUCGAUCCAACAAGUAGUACUACUGGUAGUGCCUAUGAAUCUUUGUAA
Molecule: messenger RNA, 1329 nt
Organism: Naegleria gruberi
Lineage: Eukaryota; Heterolobosea; Eutetramitea; Acrasida; Naegleriidae
Exons: 2
Coding region: 1-1329 (442 amino acids)
Biological process (GO): response to pheromone; G protein-coupled receptor signaling pathway
Source: RefSeq, a predicted model, not a curated record